AUGGCUGAAGCAGCAGUUUCCUAUGUUGCAGAGCGGCUUAUUGAUCUUUUCCAAAGAAAAAUUGUUUUCCUGCAAAGUGUCCAACAAGAAGUUGAAGGAGUGCGAAACGAGCUCGUCCGUAUGAAGUGUUUCCUGAAAGAUGCAGAUAUGAAGCAAGAGGAAGAAGAAGCCGCAACAGUCCGCAACUGGGUAUCUGAAAUCAGAGCAGUUGCCUACCAUGCUGAGGAUGUGAUUGAAAUAUUCAUCCACCAAGUCGAGUCCCAAGAACGACAGAGCUUCUUCAUCAAGUGUGCCUUCUAUCCUAAGAAACUAUACAGGCUUUACAGAGUAGGGAAAGAGAUUGAAUCGAUCCAGACCACAAUUCUUGAGAUAUCCAACAGCCGUGAGAGAUAUGGAAUCAGGCAUAUUCAAGGGCUCGGAUUCGGGGAAGGGUCAAGCACAACACGGGAGAAGAUGCGUGAACUACGACGCUCCUCGCCCUUGGUUGCGAAUAAGGAUACUGUUGGCCUAGAGAAGCAUGUGAAUUCUGUCGUGUCAAUCCUUCUAAGGGAGGACAAACGGCUCCGUGUUGCUUCAAUUGUGGGUAUGGGAGGCAUUGGUAAAACGACUCUUGCCAAAGAAGUUUAUAACCAAGCUCAAAUCAGAGACAAGUUUGACACUCGGGCAUGGGUUUAUGUAUCUCAAGAUUAUAAACCCGCGAAGAUCAUCAAGGAACUCAUUUUACAACUGGCAAAUCCAGAAGAAGAUAAAGUGAAGAUGGUGGAAACGAUGGACAAAUUGUCAGAGGCAGGCUUGGAGGAAAUGCUCCAUAGGCGCUUGGAAGACACAUGCUAUCUCAUUGUUCUUGAUGACAUCUGGACCACAGAAGCAUGGGAUCUUCUUGCUAGGUCAUUUCCUGACAAUGAUAAGUCAAGUAGAUUGCUACUUACCAGCCGCAGAAAGGAAGUUGCUUUGCAUGCAGAUGCCCAUACUAUACCAUAUGAACUUAAAGUAUUGAACGAAGAAGAGAGCUGGGAACUCUUUCUGAAGAAAGCAUUUUCCGAGGAUAGAGAGUGUCCCCAGGACUUGGUGGACGUUGGGAAAGAGAUUCUGGAAAAAUGUGAUGGCUUGCCACUGGCAAUCACUGUUAUAGGAGGCCUCUUAGCUGGGAAGAAGAAGCAAAGAAGUGAGUGGCAGAGAGUACAAAGAAACCUCGGUUCACACCUUGUUGGAAGCCAAACCUAUGGCGUAUCAACAAUUCUGGCGUUGAGUUAUCAUGACUUACCUCCCCAUUUGAAAUCUUGCUUCCUCUACUUGGGCCUUCUCCAAAAAGACAAAGACAUCCCUGUGCAGCAACUAAUGCACAUAUGGAUCGCCCAUGGUCUUGUUCAUCAGAAGGGAGAAGAAGAAUUAGGGGACAUUGCUGAGGAUUAUCUUGAUGAGCUCAUUUGCAGAAAUAUGGUUCAAGUGAUCCAAGUUAGAGCAGAUGACAGAGUUAGAAGUUGCCGGCUCCACGAUCUCCUGAGAGACUUUUGUAUCAUGAAAGCAAAGGAAGAAAUAUUUCUCGAGGUCCAUGAGAAAGUAGUUAAUCAGUCUAUACCCCUGUCUGAACCUCGACACCAUGUCCUUUACUGUCCAAUUGAGAGGUACAAAUAUUUAGGAAAUUCAAAAUCAUAUAUGAGAUCCCUUCUAUCCUUUGAUUCAUCUGCUAAACUAGUUAACCUUGAUUGUAUUUGUAAAAGUAGUUUCAAACUUCUCAAAGUGCUAUACAUAGACUCUCCUGGUUUAAAAGUUAUCUCAGAUAGUAUCGGGAAACUAUAUUCCUUGAAGUACUUAGGCGUAGGAUGGAAGACACGCAUAAAGAAGCUUCCUCGUUCGAUAAGUCGGUUGAAAAACUUGGAAACGAUUGAUAUGCCCAUGUCUAGGUAUUAUUCUGUGCUGGUUCCUAAUGUCUUGUGGAAGUUAGAGAAUUUACGGCAUCUCAUUGGUUAUAUAAAUUCCCCCAGCUUAUUGAAGAUUGACCUACUGAACAAUGUCCAAACUUUAGGCAGCAUACCUGUUCAUCACUGGAUGCAUAAUGAAAACCUGACAAGAAUGACUAAUCUCCGAAAAGUUGGUUUAUUCAUUGAAAGAGAUGAUAACCUAGACAUAGAUCGAUUAUGUGAUUCACUAGCGGAGCUUGAGAGGCUCCAAUCCUUGUGCUUGGAAGUAGAGGAUAGCUUGCAGAUAUCUUUGGUUGCUGGUUUAUCUAAGUUGAAUCAUAUUGUCAAGCUUAAGUUGAAGGGACGACUAGCCUCAAUGCCAACUCAUCCUUGUGUGUUUCCACCUAAUCUUCGCCAGCUGACUUUGGUCAACUCCAAGAUCCACCCAGAUUCCAUUCUGGUGUUGGAGAAGUUAACAAACCUAUCAGUUCUAAAACUAAUUCAAGCUUUUGAUCAUGAGCUAGAUGACAGUAUAAGGAUAUCGGAGAAUGGGUUUCGUGGACUCAAAUUUCUCAGGGUGGAUCAGCUAAUGUCUAUGAAAGACAUGAAUCUAGGGAAAGGUGCAAUGCCAGAACUCAAGUGCCUGCAAAUCUUCAAAUGCUACUCGUUGAGGAUGCUCCCAGAAGAGUUGAUAUCAUUGACCAACCUUGAGAAGCUGGAGAUUCGAGGAAUGCCUGAAGAAUUUUGUGCGAGGCUUCAAACUUCAGAUUUUCACAAACUCCAACACAUUCCCAAUAUUGUGGUUGGACAUACUAGUAUAGAUUAUGAAGAAGAACUGGAGCGUGUAGCUAUUGUUAGAAAGAUCAGGGCGCAUGCACAGUCAAUAAGAGCAGCAUAUUUGUUCAAGGAAGCAGGCCAGAGGAGGUCAAAUGUCAAUAGUACUGAUUGA
Messenger RNA from Nicotiana tabacum (common tobacco), 2850 nucleotides. RefSeq names its product putative disease resistance protein At1g50180. The record is from RefSeq and is a predicted model, not a curated record. Gene Ontology annotation, molecular function: ADP binding. Gene Ontology annotation, biological process: defense response to other organism. Lineage: Eukaryota; Viridiplantae; Streptophyta; Magnoliopsida; Solanales; Solanaceae.